AUGGGAGUUCGAACUCGCUCGUAUUCUGAUUCAGCAGGUCAAGAUCUUAAAAAUUCCAACGUCCCUCAACAAAUCGUUCUUAAACGUCCUAAUUUAAGGGGAAACUCUACUAACAAUGUAAGAAGUAGUGAUCCGUCAGGAUUCGAGGAUGAUUUGGUGGAGAAUUUGGGUAAAUUCGAGAUUUUGCAAAAAAAAUGGUUAAAAUGUAUUUUAUCAGUUGAUUUACAAUGUCAAAAUGCUAAUAUUCCUGUUAAUAAACAGAUGCUAUUUCUUAACAAUGCUAUUAAAUAUACACUUAAAAGUAUUCCUAAUCAACAUCGUGUUAAUUUCUUUAUAAAUUUUCUAAAAAAUUAUGAAAAAGAUGUCCAGUUUAUAAGCCGUUUGUAUGUAAUUUUAAUUCGCUUGUUUUUCUGUUUUAAGUACAGAUUUCGUCUUUCAGAAUUCCCCUCACUGGGAUGUUUAUCGCUUUUUAAUAAUAUCUUCUGGUCUAUUUGCUCACUUGGCACGUUGUUCACAAAUUUCAUUUUAACACUGUGUAACGGUUUCGUGUCAAUGAAUGAUGUGGUAAUGGGACUGGUUGGAUAUAAAUCUGAAAUAAAAUCAGAUAACCCGCUGUAUAUUAGUGACGAGGAAAUUUUGAAGUUGUUUCCACUUUUUUCAGAAUUUCACACAAACAAAUUCUUCUGUUCAUUUCAUCAAGAUUUCACCACGUUUUUGCUUAAAUUAUAUUGUAAAAUUAGUGUAAAAAUGGAUAAUGAUGGCCAUAUUUCCGAUGAAUUAAUUUGGAAAAUUAACGAGUAUGAAAUUAACACCUUAACUGAUGUUAAUGUAUACAUAAUGAUGUUGGAUUUUUAUAGUAAAGUGUCUUUAAAGACAGAAAAUUUAAAAGAUUCUAGUUUUUUAAAUGGACUAGUUACAAUAUAUUCAAACUUGCUAAAGCAGUUUAACACACGGGAUAAGAUGAGUAAUGUGGUGGCUAGAGGUAUAAUAUAUUCAUUUUCAAGGUUUUUAACUUAUCUUUUCCCAAAAUAUUACUCAAUUAGUGGUGUCCCAGAUAGUGUUUUGAUUUUAAUUCAGUCAUAUUUAAUCAUAGAACAGCAGAAUGGUGUUGAUAAUGUGGAUGAGACCGUAUUUGAAAGUCUGAAAAGUGUAUUAAAAAAUCAUGAAGUGGGAAGAGAAAUAUUAAAAAAUUUAAGGAUAAACUUUAACUGGUAUAGUAGUAAUUUAUCAUUUGAAGCUGAAUUAAAUGAGUACAUCAAUAAUAUAUAUAAGAGUAUACUAAAGAGUAGUGGUAUCCCGAGAACGGUGAUAUUAUAUCCGACAACGAGUUUAACAAAUAAAAUUGAGGAAUCGUAUGUAAAUUAUGAAUUGAGUAAAGAAGUGGCAAACAAGUUUCUAAAUUCACUUUUUCAGCAUAUUCAAGAAAAUAAUCUUUCGAUUAGCGCUUUGGUCAAUGUUAUACCAAGUACAGGUAAUUUACACUAUUUCAUUUAUUUAGAUAUUGGUUUAGAUAAGAGUGGAGUGGAUAGAAGUAGUGUAAUAACAUGUGUGUUGGUAUCAAUGGCUACAUUGAUGAAUGAUGGAAUCUUUGUUGAUGGAAAUUCUGACUCACUGGUCAGAGUUAUUAUUAAGCUGAACGAUAAUUAUGCUCAGGAUUCGAGUUUGUACAAACUAUUUUUAUCGCUUUUAUACUGCGAAAUUAAGGAUGACACUGCACUAUCACUGGAGUACAGAAACUAUGAAUUGUACUUGUAUAGAACUUUAGUUGUACACUACUUGUCACAACUUGUGCAAUCACCGGUUAGAUUAAGGGACUUCACGUUUGACGGGAAAGUUGUGGAGGAAAAGAUGGUAACCGUGAGGAUGUUUAAGAUGCUGAAUUUCAGGACUAAUUAUUUGUUAAUGGACAGGAUUGUGUUUGAAAAGUAUUUGACGACAAGAUAUAUUCCUGUGAGUGAUGCGCAAACAAUGGAAGACGAAGUUGAUAGUUUAAUAUUUGGGUUUUUAGAAUAUGACAUGAAUAACACUACUCAGGAACAAAACAACCAAUUGGUGAAGUCUGAGGAUUUUGUACAAAAUAAUGCAAAUUUUGACAAUGUUUACUUUUUUAAAGUGAUUCUCAAAUUCAUAACGCAGUUCAGAUAUAAUAGCAGGAAUACCACGGAGCUGGUGGAAUUAUUGCUAUACAAGUACCACAUGAAGUUGUGUAGCAAUAACUACUACGACGUGAGCAUGACUAACAGAAUAUACUCAAAUAUCAAAAAAUUGGUGGAGACAAAUCUGUACGGUCGGAAGGUCAAAAACUCACUUUUUGUCCAAUAUUUCGGCUCUAACGAGGAUUCAGAUGAUUUGAUCGAGUCAAAUGAAUCUAUUAAUGGUGACCAUAGUUUAAAUCAUGACAAAUUAAACAGUACUAGUGGUUCAGUAACUAGUACUGACGUCCAAUUGAUAGAGCUGCUGAAGUUAAAUAAUAGAUACACCAAGAGGGUAUUUUACACUUUGACUCACAUAGUUUCUGGCCAUUUGGUGGCGUUUCUGCCUUCAAAUUACAUUCCAACAUUGCUCUGUAACUGGGCCUCAUCACUUCCAAUUGACACCACCAGCGCUGUGAAGAGUGAAAAAAUAGCCAUAGCCCGUUUUAUUCUCUUUUUGCUUCUAUCUCAACUGUUAUCAUUUGAACAUGAACUGAGUCUAAAAAUGUUUACGAGAUUGGAACCCAUAAUAUCUGCAAUUAACGUGAUUUAUAUAAAUUUGGAGAUCAUCCACAAGGGCCCAAAGCCCUUUGCAUUCUGUGAAGUCAUCUCAGACGAAGAUGAGAUUUACACCCCCGAGAGAUUUAACUUUCUCUCCCAAGAGACGAUAGAGUUGGAUGACAGUAACUUUUACGAGAACUUAGUUAACAGUUACAACACUCUGAGGGAAGAUUCCUUGAAGAAGUUUAAUGAGCGGAAGGAGAAUAUAAAGAAGAGAAAUAAAGAACAAGUCCAGCUAUUACUCCAAAUUUCAGUCCUAAUUUCACAAAUUUUCCUAAACAUCAUUUUAAAAUUAUAUAAUACCAUUAGUGAUGUGAACAAUGGAUUGAUUACUGUCACAGGUAUUAUCUAUACGAAUUCAUUUAUUUUACACUAUUUACAAAAUAAAUUCAUAUUAAAAUUUUGUUUAGAUGAUGGAGUGGUCUUGAGCUGUAUUGGAAAGAAGAGAUCUUUAUAUUACAAUAGUGUCGAGUUUUUACUUUUGAUUGAUAAUACUUUGUCAACAAUGAUUAGAACAUGCAUACUCUCAACUUUAAAUUUGGAAGCUGAUACUGUCAAGUCUGAUCCUCAAAAUAUUACUGUAAAAUUGGAAGAUCCCCUCAACCACUCUAUAAAAAAUAAUACAUCAAAAGAGUCUGUAGAUUAUAUUUAUAAGGAGAAAAAAUAUAGUGAAUUAAUAAACAAAAUAAAAAUUUUUAAGGAAAGUAUCAAGUCAAAAUUAACAUAUUUCAAUUCAUUCCAGAAUAUUUACAAUUUUAACAUUGAUAAUAUUGGGAGUACUGCCGACUCCAUGAGCAGUGGCGAUGUUGGAAAUGACACUGGGAAUAAUGCAGAAAAUGAGAUGGAAGACGGAUUUGAGGAAGAUUUGGAAGAUUUUAUAGAUUUUGAAACCGAUAGCUAUUUAUCAAUGAUAACUUACAAUACAAAGAAGCAUACUGAGAAAUACAAGAACAUGAGUGUGAAGAAGAAGUUGAAGAUGACGAUCUUAAGAAAUGAGUGGAAAUCCAUAAUUAAAUCACAUUUAAUGUAA
Messenger RNA from Theileria annulata, 3783 nucleotides. RefSeq lists its product as uncharacterized. The coding region runs from base 1 to 3783 and encodes 1260 amino acids. The transcript is spliced from 4 exons. The record is from RefSeq and is a predicted model, not a curated record. NCBI's taxonomy places the organism in Eukaryota, Apicomplexa, Aconoidasida, Piroplasmida, Theileriidae.